This is a messenger RNA of Centruroides sculpturatus (bark scorpion), 1181 nucleotides long. RefSeq names its product dual specificity protein phosphatase 19-like. The transcript has 2 exons. Gene Ontology annotation, biological process: protein dephosphorylation; regulation of MAP kinase activity. Gene Ontology annotation, cellular component: cytoplasm. NCBI's taxonomy places the organism in Eukaryota, Metazoa, Arthropoda, Arachnida, Scorpiones, Buthidae. Bases 194 to 934 code for a protein of 246 amino acids. The record is from RefSeq and is a predicted model, not a curated record. Gene Ontology annotation, molecular function: JUN kinase phosphatase activity.
GGCACUCGAAAGAAAAGUCCUUGGAAUAAUUUCGAAAUCGUAAUUAAAAAGUUAGUUGGGACGUGUUUGGAAGUUUUUCUCAAUUUGCGGUUUCUUCCUUCUUGGGACGAGGGGAAGGCCAAAUUAAUUCGCAAUUUCCAGGCGAAUAGGAGGCGAUAAUUUUAAACAGACGGCUUUGAGAGGAAGCCAAAGGAUGUUGGAGAGUAGCCACGUUCCCGCCGUUCGGUCGGGGAUAGGCAAUUCGGCUAUAGUUAUGGAACGACCGAGUCACGAAGGAAAGACGUUGAUGCGAGACGUCCGUUCUUUCCAAACAUCCUCUCUGAAGAAAGUCGAGACUCGAGUCACCACCUCAUCGGGACGUCAGUUACUAGAAAGUAAGGACAAUCGCGGCAACCUUAACUGUAGAAUCUUGGGUAGUUGCGGUUCCUGGUUCGUCAGAGAUUGCAGACCAGAUUUGCAUAUCGGAAGAGUUCUUCAGGAUCUCUACGUGGGUUCUCAAGACGUGGCUCAGGACUUGGGCGUUCUCAGGCAGAAUCGCAUCACGCACGUGUUGAACGUGGCUUCGUGGGUAGACAAUCUUUACGCCGACGAAAUCAUCUACAAAAAGUUGAACAUUCGCGAUAUUCCGUCCGCCAACAUCCGACAACACUUCGAGUCCUGUUUCGACUUCAUCGACGAGGGAAGGGAAACGGGCCGAGUCUUCGUUCACUGCAAUGCGGGCAUCUCGCGUGCUUCCACCAUCGUCAUCGGAUAUCUAAUGAGUCGCUUCGGCCUCAGAUUCGACGAGGCCUUCCUCAAAGUCAAAGAGGCUCGACCCUGCAUCUGCCCUAACGAAGGCUUUCGCAGGCAACUGAAGGAGUACGAAAACGAACUCUUCCGCGACUACCGGGUGAAGAGCGACAGAAGUCCACGCAUUGCCCUCUCCGACAAGUAACGUUUUUAUUUUACUACGCCUUCACAGUUUUAACCACAAAUCCAGAGAGAGACCACAAAAUUAUCCACUUGAAACUGUUUAUAUUUCUCUUUCGCGCCUUUCGCAUUUUUGGAUUUAAAUAAGAAAUGUUUCUUACCUUUUCUAAAUUGGGAUAUUUUAUAAUAAAGUUUUAAUUGUCCGAAGGCGACUUUUAUAAGGAUUUCCAUGUCAAAAAUUCUUUUAACCAAUAAAAUCGUUUUUAAAGUUG